Talaromyces stipitatus ATCC 10500 is the source of this 1695-nucleotide messenger RNA. RefSeq lists its product as uncharacterized. Gene Ontology annotation, cellular component: nucleus. Lineage: Eukaryota; Fungi; Ascomycota; Eurotiomycetes; Eurotiales; Trichocomaceae. Bases 1 to 1695 code for a protein of 564 amino acids. Gene Ontology annotation, molecular function: DNA binding. The transcript is spliced from 5 exons. The record is from RefSeq and is a predicted model, not a curated record.
AUGCAGGGAAUAGGAGGCCUGUCGAAACAUAUUGCCGACGAUGAUAUUAGCUGCCAGGUCCUGCAGAUGUUAUGGGACGAAAGGGCUGAUGAACAUAUUCAUUACCGACCAUUUGUCGAUUGGCCUGACGUUGACCCAUCGUUCAAAGAUCUUAUUCAAAGACUUACGAAUCUAGACCCCAUGAAACGACUCACAGCGCGUCAGGCAUUGGAACAUGCUAUUUCCGAUUUACAAAAUGGGCGAAUCUUACGCGUGGCUCAAGCUGCAAGGAUUUAUAGUACACCCCGGGCGACUCUACAAGACAGAUUAAACGGCACUCAACAAAGAUCUCAAGUACGCGCCAACAGUCAUAAAUUAACUCAGUGUGAGGAGGAAUCGCUUGUCAAAUGGAUACUCGAUCUAGAUAAACGUGGAUUACCCCCUCGACACUCUCUUGUACGAGAGAUGGCUGGUUAUCUUCUUUCACAACGCGGAAACCAACAGGUUGGAGAAAAUUGGGUAUAUAAUCUUGUCAAACGUCGCCCAGAGAUUGAAUCAAAUUUCUCACGGAAAUAUAACUAUGAACGUGCUAAGUGCGAAGAUCCGAAGAUAAUCCAAGAAUAUUUUGAUCGCGUACGAGAGGUUAUAUCAGACUAUGGGAUCUUGCCAGAAGACAUCUACAAUUUUGAUGAGACUGGCUUUGCUAUGGGACUCUGUGCGAUUGCCAAGGUUAUCACUGGAAGUGAUCGAUAUGCUCGACCAAAGCUAUUACAGCCUGUUAAUUCGAUUGGAUGGGCUUUGCCUUCGUAUAUUAUUUUCAAGGCAAAGAAAUACACUCGGUUAGGCUGGUUUGAGGAUCUUUCAGACGACUGGAAAAUCAAUAUUAGCGAUAAUGAAUGGAUGACAGAUAAGAUUGGAUUAGAAUGGCUUAAAACUCAUUUUAUUCCUCUUACCGAUGGCCAUACAUUGGGGAAAUAUCGGAUGUUGAUUCUUGAUGGUCAUGGAAGCCAUUUAACUGCUGAAUUUGACCUCUGUAUGCCUCCUCAUUCUUCACAUCUUUUACAGCCUCUUGAUCUUAUUGAGCAGCGAAUGAGGCUUGGGUUCAAUCACAUUGACAAAAUCGACUUUCUCACUGCAUUCCCAAAGGCUCGUACAAUGGCAUAUAAAGCUCAAACUGUUCGGAAUAGCAUUACAGCAACUGGAUUAGUACCAUUCAAUCCAGAUCGAGUUUAUCAACAGCUUACUGUUCGAUUGAGGACUCCAACACCCCCUCCAAGUCGAUCAAGUGAUACACAAUCAUCCUGCUUGCAAACCCCUCAAAACGCACGUCAAUUUAAGCGCCAAAUGACUACAACAAAGAAGAGAAUAAGCCGGCAUACAAGAAGUUCAUCUGAGGCUAUUGGUGAAGUGUUUACAUGGGCGUCGAAGGCUUAUGAGAUGAGUAUUAAUAAGCUUACAAUUGCACAGAAGGAACUCCAUGAUCUACGGGCUGCACAUAAGAAGGAGAAGCAAAAACGUCAAAGAUCUAAGCAGCAAAUAUCUUAUGAGCAGGGAAUUACUAGAGAGGAAGCUCAAUCACUCGUACAAGGUCAGAUUGAAGCAUCUCAAGCUGUUACUACUACUCCGGUCGAGCCUGAGCUCCCAGUCUCUCAUCCACCUGUACGACGUCAAUUUCGCUGCAGCGGUUGUGGUGUUGCAGGACAUAAAAUAACUUGA